CUGGGGACGGGAGCGGGGCGGCAGCGGCUGUGUGGAGAAGAGUGGGUGGAGAGGGGAGGAGGAGUGGAGCAGAGCGGAUUGCACUCAAAGCUCCCAGUGCAUCCGCAGCCCCUCUGGCAUGUGCUCCAUUCGCUAGUCCCUCUGCCUCUGGCACAUCGCCGCCAGCUGCUGCUGCUGAGGCCCCUGCACUGUCAACAGCAACCAGGAGCUGGGUCAGAGCCUGAACCGAGCCCCAGGAGCCCAAACGCUGCAACUGGAGGAAUCCACAUUCUCUUCAGCCCCUGAGGAAAGCGUCCAGGCAGACCCCUGGAGGAGGGAGCUCAGACUGCCACUGUGGGCACCAGGAGUGGUCCCUUGCAGGCACCCCGGAGGAUCCAGUCUCUCCCCGGAACCGACCCUGGCUCCAUGGAGGAGGAGGAGGCUGUGCUGUCUCCCAGGGCUAACAGCACUGAGUGUAGCAUCGGGGCGAACAGGACAGGUUCCCCGGUGUGUUGGCUGCAAGUGUCUGGGGGUGGCCCAGAGGUCGUGAUUGUGCCUGUGCUCUUCGGGCUGAUCUUCCUGCUGGGCCUGGUGGGGAACACGCUGGUGUUAGUGGUGCUGGGGCGAAUCCGGUCUGGGGGACGCCCUUCACGCAGCGCCACCAACAUCUUCAUCCUCAACUUGAGCAUCGCUGAUUUCUCAUUCCUGCUCUUCUGCAUCCCCUUCCAAGCCACCAUCUACUCCCUGCCAGAGUGGGUCUUCGGCGCCUUCUUCUGCAAAUGGGUUCAUUACCUGGCCAUGGCCACCAUGCUCGUCAGCAUCUUCACCCUGGUGGCCAUGUCUGUGGACAGAUACAUCGCCGUGGUGCACGCCAAGCGCUCGCCCUGCAUCCGCAGCAAACGCAAUGCCUCCCUGGGUGUGGGCAUCAUCUGGCUGCUGUCGCUGCUCAUUGCCAUCCCCGUGGCCCAGCACCAGGCCCUCAUGAGUGGCCACCAUCAGGCACCCAACAGUUCCUUCUGCUGGGAGCAGUGGGCUGAUGAUUCAGCUGCCAAGCAAACCUACAAGGUGACCAUCCUGGUGGUGGGGUACCUGCUGCCCCUGGUGCUCAUUACCUGCUGCUAUGCCAAGGUUUUAUAUCAUCUUCAUAAAAAAGUGAAGAACAUUUCCAAGAAGUCGGAGAGAUCAAAGAAAAAGACAGCGCAGACAGUGCUACUCGUGGUAGCUGUAUUCUUGAUUUCUUGGCUGCCGCACCACAUCAUCACCAUGUGGGCAGAGUUUGGUCAGUUUCCCCUGAACAACAUCUCCUUCACUUUUCGCAUCAUCUCUCACUGCUUAGCCUACGGGAACUCUUGCAUUAACCCCAUCAUCUAUGCUUUCCUCUCGGAGAACUUCCGCAAGGCUUGCCGGCAAGUCUUCACCUGCAAGUUCCUCCUGCAGCCAGCUCCAGCUGAGAAGCUUGUGAGAAUACGCAUGGAGAACUUUUCUACAACCCACUCAACGACUAAUGUGUGACCUGGGCAUAAAACAUGAAAAUGCAUUUCUGUAGAAUCUACUGGAAAAACAGAGAAGAUGGGGAGAGUAAAGGGGGCCCCCGCUUGUAUAGAUAUGAUUCUGGAGCAGAGUGCCUCAAGAGUGACUCAUUCAUCAUGUCAAUGGAAUCAUGAGCCAUUCCUUAAUGCAGCUGUUAGCAUACUUCACACAGGAACAGCCGGUCCAGUUGUGGCCCGCUAACCACUAGAUUCUAUACAGCAGCAGUGCUCAGACACACCACACAAGCUCCUAAAUACUUCCAGAUUCAUACAAAAAGGCUGAGGCAUAAGUUUAGCUGGAAGGUGGAGUUUUAUCUGAUAAGAAAAUAAUCCAGUUCUGUGUCCUUCAAAGAGCAGUCAAACUGAUGGGGCUGAAUACAAACUGGGGUGUGGUUUAUUAGUGAUAUAGUAUUUGGAGCGAUUGCUUGAAGUAGUUAGGAAAAUGUUUUGUUGCAAAGUCUCUAAUGCUACUAUUGUAUCUUAAAUCACAUCUGGAUGUCAGUGUUUCUAGUGUAAGUGAACUGGAUUUAUUUUUAAUUACUUUGCUGUGUCUGGGUCUCCAUUCUUCAUAACAGGUUUUCCUAGCCCUCGACAGAGUAAAAGAGCUCAGUGCAUUCAUGUAACUGACCAGUCACAAAUUAUGUCUCAGAGGUCUGAGUAUUUGUAUUUGUCGGCUCUGUAUAUUUCCUGGUUUGAAUGUUAGUACCAAUUACAUUCAGGAAAACAUUAUCAAUCAUUGUCUCUAAUGCCAGCGAGGGGGAGAGCACAAGAUUUAAAACUGAAACUCUUAGAAGAGUAUACUGUUAAGUGUCAGUGUCUUUCUGUUCAAAGGUUUUGUUUGUACACAUCCUGUGAGCAUGCCUUGCCAAAGCAUCAACUGUAUCGUAGCAACCAUCGUUUUGAGGCCUUUGAACUGAGCAUUAUUGCCGUAUGAACCUGGUGUUUGUAAAUAUACAAAGUGCCAUGCUAGUUCAUUUUUUACAUUGUAUGGCUGAAAAUUGUAUUUUGUUCUUUGUUAUGUAAUUUGAAAACCAUUGCAUUAAACGUUGUGUUCUGCAAUUCA
Messenger RNA from Mauremys reevesii (Reeves's turtle), 2571 nucleotides. Its product is annotated as galanin receptor type 1-like. Lineage: Eukaryota; Metazoa; Chordata; Testudines; Geoemydidae. The record is from RefSeq and is a predicted model, not a curated record. The transcript is spliced from 3 exons. Gene Ontology annotation, cellular component: membrane. Gene Ontology annotation, biological process: neuropeptide signaling pathway. The coding region runs from base 406 to 1491 and encodes 361 amino acids. Gene Ontology annotation, molecular function: G protein-coupled peptide receptor activity.